AUGCCGCCCAAGGCGCCGACUGUUGGGAGCCUGCGGACUGAGAAAGGGCUUGCGGAGCUCAAUGAGCUGCUUUCAUCCAGGUCUUAUGUUGGCGGCACGAUAUUUGCUACAGCAGAGGACAUGACGUUUUUUGCCCAAGUUCCUUCUCGGCCAGAUCGACAGAAGUACCCCCACCUGCUGAGAUGGUACAACCAUAUCGCGGGAUUGCGAGCCCGUCAUGCUCCAUACCACGUUUGGCCAGGGCAGACGAAGACCUCGCAGGACAGCGAGCCAGCAGGACAAGAGACAAAGAAGGGGCCGCGUGCACCUGGCAAAGAGAAGCAGGUUCUGCCCUUCGACUGUAAGGUCGAGCCUGUCGAGGAUCGGCGCCAGGUCCAGGGAGACGAUUCUGUGAAACGAGGGGCAGGGGGCAAGUGCUUCCCCUCCGCCGAAAAAGGUCCCCACGGGCGGUACUACAUCACGACCGCCAUUAACUAUUGCAACGGCUGGCCACACAUAGGUCAUGCCUAUGAGGCACUCACCUCAGACGUUUUUGCGAGGUACCAUCGACUGCUCGGGCAGGAUGUGUUCUUCAUGACAGGUGCUGAUGAGCAUGGGCAGAAGAUUGCCCAAGCUGCAGAGAACGAGGGCCUCCAGCCCCAAGAGAUCUGCGACCGCUACUGCCUUGGCUUCAGGGCGCUAAACCAGCGCUUAAAUGUGUCAAACGAUUUCUACGUUCGCACGACUGCCGACCGCCACAAAGUUGUUGCAAGGUCAGUCUGGGAUAUUUGCAAGAAGAAGGGGGACAUCUACCUCGACCGCUACGAGGGUUGGUACAUGGUGCGCGAGGAGCGGUUCAUCACGGACCAGGAGGCGCAGGAGUUCAAUUUUAAGGACCCCACCUCCGGAGCACCAUUGAAGAAGAUGUCUGAGCCCAGCUUCUUCUUUCGCCUCUCGAAGUACCAGGAGAAGGUGAUCAAGCUGAUCGAGGACCGGCCGGAGUUCAUUCAACCAGCUCAGUACAGAGGAGAGAUCCUGGAGCGGCUGAAAUCCAUCGAGGCCCCCGGAGCCCUGAUCGCAGCUGUUUGGAGUGUUACAGCAAACAACAAAACGGUCGAGCCUCCGGCAUCCGGACGUCAGAGGAUCCUCAUCGUGGGAGCCGGCGUGACAGGCUCCAUGCUGGCCUUGCUCGCCAAGGACAUGGGACUCUCCGUGCGCGUGCUGGAGAAAUCGCGUGGUGCCGGCGGCCGGAUGGCGACCUACGGCUACCGUCAUGGUGAUCGGUCUUCCCCAUUGCUUGCACAAGCAGAUCUUGGGGCACAGUAUAUUACAACCAGAAGCUCGCCAGACCAUCCAGUUCUGGGUCCGCUCUACAAGCGCCUUCUCGAUGCCGGCGUGCUGAAGCCUUUCACCGCCGAGAUUGCAGGUCCAAAUCCGUAUGGAGCUGCAAGUUCAGAUGUGCGACACUUUACAGCUCCGAAUGGAUUGAAAUCCGUCUCGCAGUAUCUGCUGGAGUCAUCAGGUGUGCCCGUGGAUUGGGGAGUAGCGGUGGAUGACUUGACCCUGUCAGAGACCGGGGAGGUCUCCGUGUCAGUGAAGGAGGGGUCGCUGCCUGCAGACGCUGCGGCAGCCAGCGUUGUGGUCUUGACACAGCCGCCCCCACAAGUCUUGGGGGCCAGCAAGUUUGGCAUGCGCGGCAGCUUUCUGCAGCACACACCAGAGACGAUCUCGACAAGCCUCAAGAAGGUGGAGUACUCCUCGCGCUUUGCUGUGGCAUAUUUCUUUGACAAAUCUAAGGUUACUUGGCCUUUCACGUGGACUUGCCAGUAUUUCGACAAGGGCGACGUCCGCUAUGUGGCGCAUGAUUCAGCAAAGCGACACUCUACGCACGAGACAAUGAUCUCUGUACUGGUACACAGCGGGGUUCCCCUGGGCAUCGAGCUUCAGGAUGAGGAGGAUCCCUUCCCAACGGCCGCCGCGCGGCUGCAGCGGGACCUCGAGGCGAAGCUGCCUGAGCUGCCUUGGGCUGGAGCGGAGGGAUCGAAGGUCCACAAGUGGAAGUACAGCCAGGUCUACAAAGGCUUUGGUGGUGCAAGGCUUGCACCUGACUGGGCCUGGCCUGUGGAGGAAGCCAAGGAGGCAGCGCCUGGCUGCGUCCCCCUCUUUCGGACAGACAAGUCCCUGGGCCUUCUUUGCGGAGAUGCCAUGGCUCCUGCGGGCAAUUUCGAAGGCGUGGCGAGCCUGCAAUCAGUUGUGCAGGUGGAUGUCCAAAUUUUGAGGGGAUCCAUGAACAAAGCGGCUUGCGAAAGCAAAGAGUGCUUCGUCAGCUGUCCAGAAGACUUGGUUGACGGCAAGAGACACGUUAUGUAUGUUUGGUUCGAUGCCCUCAUCAACUACCUCAGCGGCAUUGACGGGAUCGAUCCCAAGAAACCGCUGAGCAGAUUCUGGCCUGCCAACAUGCACAUCGUCGGCAAGGAUAUCCACUGGUUUCACACGGUUAUCUGGCCCGCGAUGCUCAUGAGCUCAGGCAUUCCACUGCCCAAGAGCGUGGUUGUGCAUGGUUUCAUUGCCGGCGCUGAUGGCCGCAAGAUGUCCAAGAGUCUGGGGAACGUCGUGGACCCACAUGACAUGCUGGACAAGUUUCCGUGCGAUACCCUGCGAUGGUACUUCUGCCGCGAGGCGGCCUUCGGGGACGAUGUCAGGUUCAGUGAGGACUCCCUCCGCCUGAUGCACAACGCCGAGCUCUGCGACAACCUGGGAAACUUGGUGAAUCGUGCGGUGAACCUCAGCGGCGGCUCCGUGCCCCGCUGUGACGUCGAGGUGUCCCUGCCUUUCGACCUCAAAGAGCUGAAAGCCUCGGUCUCCGAGGCUUUCGAAGCCUACCGGCUUUCGGACGCGGCCGACUUCACUGUCCGGGCGGCAGCGGCAACGAACAAGUGGAUCGCGGACCUGGAGCCCUGGAAGAUGAAGGCAGAGGAUCAGAAGGCACGUCGGAGUGCAUGCCUCCGCAAGCUGCUAGAGGCGGGACCAGCACUAGCGGCAGUGUCGGUAUGGCCCGCAGAUCCCAUGGUGUUUCAGCUCGACCUGAUUCGCGACGAAUGCAUCCCUGGCCAGGCGGUCUACGUUUUGGCCCACUUCUUUGCCCCCUUCAUCCCUGUAGCUGCGGAGGUGCUGCCUUCCUGCUCCAAGACAGCUCAAGAAAACUCCAAAGCCCGUCUGCUCGAAAGCACUCCCGUAGAGGCGAUCUUCGCGAAAGUGGGCCAGCCUCCGAGGCAGCGGGAUCCAGUGGGGGAAAUCAGGGCAGAUCUGGCGGUUUCACCUCUGCGUCACAGGCCCAUCCCCGAGUUGCGCGAUGACUUCGCCAACCUUGAGGACGGCAAGGAGGCGCCGAAGCUAAGAUCCGCCACGGCCUCCCCGGAGCUGAAGCUCCUCGCGUUUUUGGUUCAGGUCAAGGCCACCUCCUUGCUGUUUGAACAGCUGGAGGUGAAGAAGGUAGAUGUGGAUGCCGCGACGGAGAAAAAGGCUGAAGCAAAAGCCAAAGCCGACUCGAAAAAGAAGUAA
Messenger RNA from Symbiodinium sp. CCMP2592, 3540 nucleotides. The record is from the annotation of a GenBank genome assembly. NCBI's taxonomy places the organism in Eukaryota, Dinophyceae, Suessiales, Symbiodiniaceae.